Molecule: messenger RNA, 1159 nt
Organism: Rhopalosiphum maidis (corn leaf aphid)
Lineage: Eukaryota; Metazoa; Arthropoda; Insecta; Hemiptera; Aphididae
Product: metallo-beta-lactamase domain-containing protein 1
Exons: 3
Coding region: 220-828 (202 amino acids)
Source: RefSeq, a predicted model, not a curated record
UUUAUGAAUUCUAGAGGUCUGAAGUAAUCUCUAUUAAAAUUUAAAAGUGGAACUUGAGGUUAUUAAGUAUCAAUAUUAAUUAUUAUUAGCAUGUACUUUGCAGCUAUGUUUUUAGUUAUUUAGUAGCCAGUGGUUUGUAAGUUUAAACUGUUAGAUAAUAUACAGACUUACAAACUUUUACUAAUCUUGUUAAAUACCGUAUGCAAAUCUUUGGCAUAUAUGAUAUAUAAAACAUUACCCUUCGACUUGAUCUUUGGUUGCUAUUGCCGGCCAACAGAAGGUGGUAUGUUAGCCAAUUGUACGUGCACAUUGGUUAAAGGUCCUAAAAACAUUAUUGUUGAUACUAUGACUCCGUGGGAUGGUAAGAAUUUAAUAAGUGCUAUUAAAAAACAUGGAAUCAAAUGUGAUGACAUUGAUUAUGUAGUUAGUACUCAUGGGCAUUCUGAUCAUGUGGGUAACAAUAACUUAUUUUUAAAUGCUAAACAUCUAGUAGGCCGAUGUAUUAGUUACAAACAGAUGUACUAUGAUGACAGUAAAUUUUUCAACAGUGAUGGUGUCUAUGAAAUUGAUGACAGUAUUCGAGUUAUCUCAACCCCUGGACAUACACUGACUGAUGUAUCUGUUGUCGUUCAAACCGCCAAAGAGACAAUUGCAAUUGUAGGCGACUUGUUUGAAAAUGAAGAUGAUAUAAUGGAUGAAUCUAUUUGGUUAAAUGCUGGUAGUGAAAAUCCGGAUUCACAGAAAAAAUAUAGAAAAGCUAUUAUGGAACAAGUGGAUUGGAUUAUACCAGGUCAUGGUGCUAUGUUUUCUACCAGGAAAUACAAAUGAACAAUAAUUAUUAAAUGUUUGAAACUAUUUAAAUAAUUUUAACUAUUACUGACACCAGAUUGGUAAUUUGCUUCUACACCUGAUCAUACCUGAUGACACCUAUAUACUUGGUUUAAAUGAAUCUCCUACAUACUACAUCUCACCAAAAUUGUUUGCGACUUUCAAUAUAGCUUUUUGACUGUCCGUCCUUAGACUCCAAACAUCUAAUUGUACUCUCGAUAUCCCUCUCCACCUUUUCUUCAUCCUCAACUCUAAUUCUGAAAUUGUUAUCAUAAAAAUAAUCACCUUUAAAUUGGAAACUGGUUUUGUCAUUUAAUUAUAUUAUUAUUUU